AUGUCUAAUUCUAAGUUUGGAAGGUUUUCAUAUGGGGGAGAUUCUUUCAUUAUGUGCUUGUCAUCAAGCAUUAAGUAUGAUGAUAUGUGUGCGAAGAUUUGUUUGAAGUUUCAGAAUCUGAAGGUUGGUCAGUAUGUCCUGAAAUAUUCGCUCAUUGAUCUUCCUAAUUGUCGUCUUGACUUUGAUGAAGAUAUUGCCGUAAUGAUGGAGAUUUUUGAAGUGUUGAACUCUCGGUUCAUAAAUAUCCAAAUCUUUGAUGUUGGAUCUAGCUCAGCUAUCUCUAUAAUGCCUUCAACAGUUGUAAUAUCUGCUACUGUUAAGCCUACUACUGUUAGCAUUGAAGCACCCUUUGAUGAUGGCGAUGUUAGCAAUGAUGAUUCUAAUUGUGAGGAUGACAGUAACAUGAUCCUAGGGAACUUUGUAAGUGACAAAAUGAAGAGGAAGUACAUGUCAAGCGAGUGGAAUGACUAUAUUUUCAGGAUAGGUCAGUUUUUUACUGGCGGUGCUAUUGAGUUUCGGGAUAAGUUGUGCAAAUAUGCUGUUGAGAACGGAUUUCAGUUUCGCUGUAUGAAAAAUGACAAGUCUCGCAUUAUUGCUGUGUGUGCCAAGAAGAAAAAAGAGAGUUGUCAAUGGUAUGUGCAUGCCUCGUUACGCCAAUCCAAUAACUUUUUCUACAUCACCAAAUUGAACAAUGAGCACACUUGUGUUUGUGUUGUUCGUCAUCAGAAACACAAGAGGCUGGGAUCCAAUAUUGUUUCCACUAUCAUUAGUGAUAAAGUUCGAGCUAAUCCAUUGGUGAAGACUAGGGAUAUUAUGGAUUACUUGAAGCAAGAUUAUGGCUUUGAAGUUGCUUACCAUACAGCGUAUAGGGGAAAAGACGCUGCCAAUCGAAGUUUACAUGGCGAUGAAGGCAUAGGCUAUGGCUAUUUACCUUGGUACCUAGAGGCAGUAAAGAGAACAAAUCCGGGUUCCCGUUGUGUUCUUGACACUCAAGAUGGUCGUUUCUGCCGCUUGUUUAUUGCUUAUGGGGCUUCCCUCCAUGGUUUUCAGUACCGUCCUCCAAUUUUGUUUGUUGAUGGAACCUUCAUCAAGAACAAGUACAAGGUUGUUGUGAGUGGACGUUCAUUUUAA
Messenger RNA from Fragaria vesca subsp. vesca, 1131 nucleotides. RefSeq lists its product as uncharacterized. Gene Ontology annotation, molecular function: protein binding. The coding region runs from base 1 to 1131 and encodes 376 amino acids. The record is from RefSeq and is a predicted model, not a curated record. The transcript has a single exon. Lineage: Eukaryota; Viridiplantae; Streptophyta; Magnoliopsida; Rosales; Rosaceae.